This is a messenger RNA of Daktulosphaira vitifoliae (grape phylloxera), 753 nucleotides long. RefSeq lists its product as uncharacterized. The transcript has 2 exons. NCBI's taxonomy places the organism in Eukaryota, Metazoa, Arthropoda, Insecta, Hemiptera, Phylloxeridae. The coding region runs from base 1 to 753 and encodes 250 amino acids. The record is from RefSeq and is a predicted model, not a curated record.
AUGUUACGCACCAUUUUAAAUAAACGCAAACAACUACCUGAUGAAUCAAUUUCCAGUUAUAUAAACGAAGCAGAAGCCCUUUGUAAGAAAAUUGACCCCAAAAUGUCUCAAACCGAAUUAGUUCAUACUAUAAUGAAAGGAUUACAACCUAGAAUAGCAAGAUAUGUAGGUAUAUUAGAUAAUAAUACUCUCACAGAAUUAAAACGAAAUAUUCGUAAGUAUGAAUCUAUCGAGUUCAUGAUAGAUGGUAGUAAAACGGAAUUCCAAGAUGAAAUUAAACACAAUAUAGCUAGGGAAAAUAUAUUCAAUAUCAAUAACAGUGAUAAUCAAAAUCGCAUAGAUGUUCUUGCAUCACAGAUUUCAAGAAUUGAAGACAUGUUAUCCAAAUGCACAAUUUUUGGAAAUCAAUCUACACAACAAAACUCGAAAAAUGAAAAUUUCAAAACAAAUUAUAUCAACAGAAAAGGGCUUAAUAAUAAUAAUAGUAAUGAUUACAGAGAACGCAAUUAUAAUUAUUAUAGAAAUAAUAAUUAUGAUAAUAACAGAAUACAUAACAAUAAUCCUAACACAAGAAACAACAGUUAUAGAAACAAUGGAUUGUAUAACAACAAACCUUAUAAGAGAACAAUAGAUAUAAUAACAGAUAGAAUUAUAACAACAAAAAUAAUCAACAAAAUUCUUAUUAUUCCAAAACCGCAUGUAUUCAUUGCAAUAGAAACAAUCACGAAUCAAAUGAUUGUAAGUGGAAACUAA